AUGAGCGCUCCCACACAAAUGAGCGACCAUACAAGUCAUGAGCAAAGAGAACCUCCAGCGAGAAAUGCUUCAUUGGCGCGAUCCGAUCCCCCAGCUCAACAUCAGUCACCGACAUCCAGCGAAACUCGCUCCCCAAAUACAGAGCCAGUGACGGGUGACACCAAUCUCAACGUGGUCGGUCAGCCUUUCAUUAACCCAAACGCUUUUACAGAAAGUAAUGGGGACGACCACGGCUUAGAGACCUCGCAGCACUCCUUCCUAGAGCCACGCCAUGGAAAUCAUGAGAUUCGACCGGACAUGGAUUUAUAUGGCAUGGAGCAACCUAGUUCGAGGGAGAAUCUGCAUCCAGAACGGAGCAACACUAUAAAUGCACAUGCACGGAUCGACACUAUGGGACAAGUUGGCUCGCUGGACGCUGCGAAUCGGCUCAAGGAUGGCGGACAUUCAACCGAUACAAUCGAGGCCGCUCGCGAGCAUGCAUCGAUGCCCAUUCCUGGGGAAAGAUUUUCCAGCAGGCGGCACUCGCUAAUGGCCGACUUCCAGGCAACCAACCCAGUGCGCUUAAAUGAUGCAAAGCGGUUUUCUGGAGGGGAACAUCAGCUCUGGGAAUCGGUCAUCCGUGCAAAUGUGGGGAACAUUUUCUGCAAUAGGACCGACAGGCCGCCCAUACAAGGUGGAAAUGGCGACAAAAAGUCAAACUCCCUUAGCGACUUUGACAUCAGCUGCUGGAACAGGAUCCGGCAACUUCUAUCUGGUGCGGGCGCUUGCGUGCCUGAUUCAGAAUUCACCAAUAUUCCCUCUCCAGUUUCAGGGCCAUAUGAAUCGGAUGCAUUCAGUAUGCCAUCGCUAGACGUUUUUGAUACAGUGAUGGAUGUCUUUCGCUGGAAGUUCCUGCCCAUUGCUUCUAUCAUUCAUAUCCCGACAUUCUCUGCCAGCGACUGCCCUACAACAUUAUUACUAGCCAUCUGUGAGCUGGGGUUCAGUCUUGUUAAAACUAAGGCUGCGGCGGAAUUUGUUUCGCAGACAUUUGAUAGGCUUAUUGAUGCAGCGCAUAUCGCCCUGAAGUCCACAAUGAAGGGGGAUUCGUCCCCUACCAGCACUUUGGCGUCUUUUGGAGCCUCGCUCCUAACCUUGUAUAUUGCGUCACUUUCUGGGGAUCGAGACAUGAUUUGCAAAAUUCAACCGCUAUAUAUAGCAGCAGUAACUCUUGCGCAGGCACAAGGAAUGUUUGAUGUAUCCGAUGGCUUCUCUUAUUCCAACUUCUGGGAUUUGGAAUCCACGCCUGAACGUCGCUGGACAUCAUGGUGCAAAGCAGAAUGCAUGAAAAGGAUGGCGAUAAGUUUUGUCGAGUUAGAUUGCUGGUUCGCCAAUUACUUUUCCAAAAUGCCCAUCAUUCGCUCUGAGGUCAUACAAAUAGACUUGCCGUCUCGAAAUGACCUCUUUCAAGCUGCCUCCGCUGAGCACUGGGCAAAAGUCAUCCACAACAAUCCAAUUCUCCAGCCAGCCUCCGCCACGGCGUAUGCAUUUCCCGCCUAUUUAGACGUCCAGGACAAAUCACGCCUAUAUGGCUAUCUCAAUUUGCUGUACCACAGAAUAUGUGAAUCUCAGGCUCGUGCGGUCAUACCUAGAAGAACACAAGAACAACAGUCGGGGCAGGUCUAUGAACCACACAUCGACGGCUCUUUACGAUCGUGCCUGGUUUCAGCGCUACCGUAUCGUCAAGGAACCGCAAAAACAAGCGACUUGAACAGUCUUUUGCUCUGGAAUAUGAUGUGCCUGCUUUGUUGUGUCGACAUUCAUUCACUCGAAAACGCAUCUGGUCGGUUCGGCCCCGAGAAAGCCAUACAGCAUCUUGAGGGUGUUCAAAUGUGGGCGCAAACGCCGCAGGCACGCCGAGCUGUGCUUCAUUCAACUGAAAUCUACCGCCUUCUGUACGACCGCAGGGCAUCCGACGCACUUAGGUUGCAUGUCGCGGAUGCACUGUUCGUUUCCGCACUAGUGUUAGGAUUCUACUUCCGCACCGCUCCAAUCACAACCCCAGACCAUCCGAAAGUAUCCAUUGACCUUUUCUCUGAGAUUGAUUGGACUUCAAUAGGCAAAUGUGGCCUAACCGACAUUGAGGAAGGGCCUAAAUUGCCAUCCGAAGUUCCGGGUGACGUGCAUCAGUUCAUUCGUGGUGGUGGAGAUUUCACGCUCCAGGGGCGUCUCUUUCAUCAUAGUCGCCGCAAUAGUCGGCAGUCUAUGAUGCAUUGUGCGGAUUUGUUGGAUAAUAUCUCUCAAAAGCAUGAUACAACACAUUCACAGGUCUUACGCGCUUUAAGUGAUACUACCUUGGAUACGAAUGAUCAGCAGAUAUAG
This is a messenger RNA of Penicillium concentricum, 2358 nucleotides long. RefSeq lists its product as uncharacterized. The transcript has 8 exons. The coding region runs from base 1 to 2358 and encodes 785 amino acids. Gene Ontology annotation, biological process: DNA-templated transcription; regulation of transcription by RNA polymerase II. Gene Ontology annotation, molecular function: DNA-binding transcription factor activity, RNA polymerase II-specific; zinc ion binding; RNA polymerase II cis-regulatory region sequence-specific DNA binding. Gene Ontology annotation, cellular component: chromatin. The record is from RefSeq and is a predicted model, not a curated record. NCBI's taxonomy places the organism in Eukaryota, Fungi, Ascomycota, Eurotiomycetes, Eurotiales, Aspergillaceae.